AUGCCCACAAGCGUGCUGGAUUACUUCCCCGAUGCAAAAGGUGAUGGUCUACGUGUGACAUGGGCUCGUGGUAUAAACAACAAGGCACGCUUGGCGAAUGCCAUCAGAAGUCCGGCCCACCUGGUGGAGGGGGAGGUGACCAUGUCGUGCAACAGCAGGUAUCCGGUUCCGGUGCUGAGCCAGGGCGUAGGAGGCAGCGACCUGACCCUGGAGGAAUGGCUGGGGGAGGUGCUCCGCUACAACAGCAAGGGCGUCCAGUUGAAUUUCCAGUCCACGGAGGUGGUCGAACCGGCCUGCAGGGUGCUCGCCAGGGUCGCCGACCAUCUACGUGGUCCAAUCAUCCUGAACGCCGAUAUCCAGCUGGGUCCUCACAGCUCUUCAGCGGUGCCUGUGGAUGCCUGGACUUUCCUGACCCUCUGCCGGACUCGUUUCCCCAGAUCCAUCAUAUCCAUCGGUUGGACGACAGAUAUCCUGCCGGCAACUUACCUCAAAAUCGGAUACACUCGCGAUUACGUAGAUCGUAUGGUGGCCCUGGUCAAGGAGUAUACUCUCAUGCAGCCCGUCAUGUUCCCAGUGCACGCCUCGCUGCUCAAGUACUCCAUUCCUGAGAUGCAGCGGCUGCUUUUCCAAGUUCCUAACAGUUCGCUGUGCGUCUGGUCCACCAAGGCGAAUCCCAUCGAGUCCAUAGACGAACUGCUGGCCAUCAGGAAGUCCUUCAACAUUGGACAGGUCUUCUACAAGCUGCCGGACGAGCAACUAGAGUGCUUCUUCUCCAAUACCUAA
Molecule: messenger RNA, 783 nt
Organism: Uloborus diversus
Lineage: Eukaryota; Metazoa; Arthropoda; Arachnida; Araneae; Uloboridae
Product: protein FAM151B-like
Exons: 4
Coding region: 1-783 (260 amino acids)
Source: RefSeq, a predicted model, not a curated record